CUCUCCUCGCUUUAUUCAUUGGCAUUGCACUUCUAGCUAGAGCAGAGGAACUUUCGGAACUGGUGUUUGUGGAUUUGUACUCGAAGAACAAUGGAUCAUAUUUGUAUCGCUUCGCUCUCAAGAUAGAUCCUUACAUUCUAUGGAUAAUUAUUAGAGGAUUCACAGUGACUGGGACUUUAACAGUUUGAGUAAUAUCUAUUUGCCGUUUGUGGAAAAACGAAUUUCGUGUCUCGUCUUGAAGGACAACUUUCUGAAAGAUUGAACCCUUCUCGGCGGUACCACGAUGGUGCUGCUACCCCGGGGUUCCGCGGUAGGCGGCCUUGGUAGAACUGCUAGAAGUAGUAUGCUGCGUCUGAAUUGUGUUCUUGUUGGUGUUUUCUGUAUCUUUUUAUCAAUUGCCACCUAUACAUCCAAUGCUCAACGAUUAUAUGGACAUACCACGACAGGACUUGUGAACGCAAGAUAUGUGUCUGCCACUUCAGUCAGAGGACCUCACGUUUGUAGAUCAGCCUCGACGGGUGGACCUACGUGCUGCCCGGGAUGGACCAUCAACGAAGGCAGUAGACAGUGUAUCAAACCUACAUGCAGGGGAUCUUGUGAAGGAGGGGGUACAUGUACCGCCCCUAACAGGUGCACGAGAUGUCAAAGCUCAUCCAUGGGAUACCAGUGUCAAAGUGGACACCCUAUGGUCGCCGGCGUCAGCUACAGAGGGCAAUCCUACACAGGCAACUGGCAGCUGAUAAGACGGACAACGAUCAGCGCACCUCGCUACGUCUCCGGCUACCAAACACCCCGGCAGAACAGUGGCGGUCAGAACCCCAUCAAUACAGGUACCCGGACGGUCGUCCACACCACGAGACAGAUCCCCUCCAGGACGGCCAUCCAUUCCACCGGUCAAGUAAUCAGGCAGAACAUCGGCAGAGGACAGGUCCAGGUCCAAAGCUCCGCCCUGAACAGCCCCAGGACGGGCGUGGUCUCCUACCAGCAGGUGCUCUCCAGGCAGAACCCUGCCUCGUCCACCGGCUAUAGUUGUAGCUCCAGGGGGUGUCACUACCGGUGUCAGGUUGGAAGUAAUGGUCAGGUGCAGUGUAUCUGUCCACCAGGAUACAUGCUGGGAUCGGAUCAGAGGAGCUGUGCAGAUAUUGAUGAGUGUGGUCGAUAUCCAGGUCUCUGUCAGCAGGGAUGUCAGAACACCCUGGGAGGAUACCGGUGUAGCUGCUCAAGUGGGAUGCUGACUGCUAACAGGAGGACAUGCGCUGGAGGAUGCCAGAGUUGCAAUUCUGACCCAAGACCGAACCCACAACCACAACCAAACCCAAGACCAUACCCCUUUCCCAACACCAACCCCAACCCCAAUCCCAAUCCCAAUCCCAAUCCCAAUCCCAAUCCUAAUCCCAAUCCUAAUCCUAGCCAAGGAUCUUGUCCACCAGGCUUCGUUCCAAGGAGAACAGCAGAUGGGAUCCAGUGCAUUGAUGUGAAUGAAUGUCAGAACUCUCAAUGUGACCAGCAGUGUGUGAACACAGAAGGGGGUUACAGCUGUGAAUGUGGAAGCGGCUUUACUUUAUCGGCGGACAAACAAAGAUGCAUAGAUAUCGACGAGUGUAGACAGAGCCAAUGGCAGCCGUGUCAUCAUAGCUGUGAGAACACAGCCGGCAGCUACAGGUGUUCGUGCAGACAAGGAUUCAGACUCCAUAUGAACGGAAGAUCUUGUAUUGAUAUUGAUGAGUGCAGGCAGAGCGGAGGACCCAGUGUUUGCCAUCACAGGUGUCUUAACACCCACGGCAGUUACACCUGUCAGUGUAGACAAGGGUUUGAACUACAGGAAGAUGGCAUGACUUGUGGAGAUAUCGAUGAGUGUGCCAGUCAACCCCAUGGGUGCACAGGAAAGUGUAUUAACACCAUCGGGUCCUAUCACUGUAACUGUGCUAAGGGAUACUCCAGUAUUGCAGGAAGAUGUGUUGAUCUGAAUGAAUGCAGAACGGCUAACGGUGGAUGUCAGCACCUGUGUAUGAACACAGAAGGAAGCUACUUCUGUACUUGUCGGACAGGGUACUCACUCAGAUCAGACACUAGGACAUGCUCAAGUAUGAAUGCUUGCGAGAGGUAUGGUGCUGUUUGUGAGUUUGGUUGUGACGAGGUAGCAGGCUCUUACAGAUGCCGCUGUCCUGAGGGAUUCGAGAUACACAGCAAUGGACAGAACUGUAUUGACAUUAAUGAGUGCUCCCUUGAGAGGGGUCUUUGCCACUACCAGUGCAUCAAUACCAAGGGAUCCUACCGGUGUCUGUGUCCCCCUGGAUACGAUCUUGGUCUCGAUGGAAGGAUGUGUACUGAUGUAAAUGAAUGUCUUCAGGACCAUGGGUGUCAGUUUGGAUGUGAGAACACGGCUGGUAGCUUCAGAUGUACCUGCCCACCUGGUUACGAGGGACUGGGAUACGCGGACUGCCAAGCACCCAGGGAAUGUACAGACGGAGUGUGUUCACACAAUUGCAUCAACACACCUGAUGGUUUCAGAUGUCAAUGUCCUUCAGGCAUGAGAUUACAUAACAAUGGAAGGCAUUGUGAAGAUGUUGAUGAGUGUGCCAUGCCCGUCCAGGGAGGCUGCCAGCACAACUGUCGUAACACGCUUGGUAGCUACGCAUGCUCUUGUCAGGAAGGGUACCUACUCCACGUAGACCAGAGGCAAUGUACCCCAGGGCCAGACUGCACCACAUGUGAUAACUGCCCCAGGGGCGAGAGACUCAACCAUGAGUCCGGCCAGUGUCAAGAUCUGAAUGAGUGCAAUGUGGCCAACGCAGGAACCACCAUGCCCUGCCGUGACCCCCGCUGCCCUGCCGGACCAGAACCAAAGUGUAGCCACGCCUGUGUCAAUACCCCAGGGGGGUACUACUGCACCUGUCCACCAGGCUACACCCUUAGUCCAGACGGACACACCUGUUUUGAAGUACCCAGAAACCCAAUGUGUAGUCCAGCUUGUAUGAACGGGGGUACCUGCCGCUAUGCACCACAUUGCUCCGGCAUGCCAGCUUGUCCCACAGCAUGUGCCUGUCUAUGGGGCUUCUUUGGCCCUUCUUGUGAAUAUGGAGAAAACCCACAAGUUUGCCAGCCACCCUGUCUUAAUGGAGGCUCUUGCGUAGAGGGUAGGUGUAAUUGUCAACCAGGCCUUACUGGAAGGACGUGUGCCACUGAUAUCAAUGAGUGUCUGCAAGCAGACUUGUGUCAGUACCAGUGCAGAAACACCUUUGGUAGCUUUGCCUGUAUCUGCCCACCUGGUUCUGUACUCAAUGCUGAUGGCGUCACCUGCAGUAGUGUUGGCUGCUUCCCAGAGUGCAUGAACGGUGGUGUGUGUAACAACAGUAGGUGUAUCUGUCCAAGAGGAUUCACAGGAGCAACUUGCUUCCAAGAUGUUGAUGAAUGUGCCAACCAGAAGGGAGGUUGUGAGCAUAUCUGUAGGAAUAUGCUAGGUAGCUACGUCUGCUUCUGUCCUCUUGGAUCAACUCUCAACCCUGAUGGACAUUCAUGCUCAGGAGGACAGUGCUUUCCACCAUGUCAGAACAAUGGUACAUGUAUCAACAGACGAUGUGUGUGUCCACCGGGCUUCCAGGGAUCCACCUGCCAAUAUGACGUGAAUGAAUGCAUAGUGACUGAUAUGAGCCCUUGCAGUGUUCAGUGUGUCAAUACCUUUGGUAGCUACCAUUGUACAUGCCCUGCAGGAUAUCAGCUUGGUGCAGAUGGAAGAUCAUGCACGCUUCCGUGUGGAAGGGAUUGUGUGAACGGGGGCACCUGUAACAGAGGGGUGUGUGAAUGCGCCCCGGGCUUCUCUGGAACAGACUGUAGCAGUGAUAUUAACGAGUGUGCAACAGGUUUGAAUCGAUGUCCAGAUGCCUGCCAGAACACCUAUGGGAGCUACCGAUGCUCCUGCCCAGUCGGGUUUCAGAUCUCCACCGACGGAACAGGAUGCAUUGAUGUGGACGAGUGCCAGACUCUAGGACUCGGUUGCUCACACCGAUGCACCAACCUCCCCGGUAGCUAUGCCUGUACCUGCCCCAUCGGCCAGCAGCUAGGACCUGAUAGAUUCACUUGCAGAGACGUACCAUGCAUCCCACCAUGUGUGAACGGAGGGCAGUGCGUGAGAGGGGCGUGUCAGUGCCCUAUCGGCUUCAUUGGGGAAGAUUGUAGCCAGGAAAGACCAUGUGAUGAUGUAUGCCGGAAUGGAGGAUUCUGUUACCAAGGGGCAUGUCAGUGCGGUGCCGGCUUCACUGGGGAGUUCUGUCAAACAAGAGUAUGCCAGCCAGCCUGUAUCAAUGGAGGGGUAUGCAGUGAAGGGGUGUGCCGGUGCCCCUCAGGGUUUAGUGGACUCUACUGCCAAGAGAGAGUGUGUGAUCCACCCUGUAUGCAUGAUGGUACCUGUGUUGGGGGUGUGUGCAUCUGUCGACCAGGCUUUACUGGAAAAGUCUGCCAAGAUCUUGACUGCAUUCGACCCUGCCUUAAUGGAGGAACAUGUAACUUUGGAGCAUGUGUAUGUCCAACUGGUUAUGAGGGAGUGGCAUGUGAAUUAGAAACUUGCAACCCCCCUUGUCUGAAUGGAGGAACCUGUUUCCAAGGCAACUGUGUUUGUCCGCUGCACUACUCUGGGCUUCAGUGUGAAAGCAGAGAGUGUUGGCCCCUCUGUCAAAAUGGAGGUGUCUGCCUGGAUGGGUUAUGUGAAUGCCCCUACGGAUAUCUUGGACAGUACUGCAAUAUCAGAUUGGCUGGAUGUGAACAGAGACCUUGUCAGAAUGGAGGGACAUGUGUGAAUGGAACCUGUAUAUGCCAUGCAUCUUACUCUGGACCUUUCUGUAGCAUCGUUGCCAUCACUCCUUGUGAUCCACCCUGUUUCAAUGGAGGUCUUUGCAUCAAUGGUGUAUGUGAGUGUGAGGAAGGCUCUACUGGACAAUUCUGCCAGCAUACCGCAAGCCUUGAGGGGUUCAACAUCCACAUCUACGCGAACCCUAACAACGACCACAUGGUAGGGAAGACAGUAGGCUUCAUCUGUGAGACCAACUACACCAGGACCUUGGAGAACCCACAGUGGUAUGACCAGACUGAUGCACCUAUAUUCAGCAAGACAGAAGCUCCUGGCAGUCGAAUCUACUAUGAGCCCAUCGCUCAGAAUGCCUCUUACCUCAUUGUCAGAGAUCUCAACGCAAACGAUAGAGGGCGCUAUGUAUGUGCAGCUGGACUAACAAUACGUGUUGCCAUGACUCUAGUGGUCUAUGUUCCUCAGUGCCAAGAACCUUGUCUCAAUGGAGGAUCUUGCUUCAACGACAUGUGCAUGUGUCGUAUGGGAUUUGAAGGGCCACGCUGUGAAAUAGAAAUGGAUCGUUGCCCAGCCUGUGCCAACGGUGGGUUCUGUAUAAACUUCAAAUGCAUCUGCCAAUACGGCUUUGUCGGAACCAUGUGCCAAAUAGCAGUGGGUGAGGAAUACUACGUCAGACUGACAAUUCCCUCAGACCAGUCACCUACCGUUGGAGGGAUGGUGACGGUGAUAUGUGAAGUGGUCGGGUGGUCUCCAUCGGCUGGUCUUCCAGAGAUAACGUGGGUCCUACCAGGGGGACAAACUGUCUUCAACAGACAAGUUGUGAAUGUAGGGUCAAUGGCUCAGCGAGGCCCAGCGGUCGAGGUACUCUCACGCACUGCUUCCAGACUUACGGUGGUUAACUUCCAGCCAGGACUCUCAGGCAAUUACAACUGCAGUGUAGGGGGACAGGUUGCUUCCAUACUUCUAACUCUUGAGUGUUGGCCAGAGUGCCUGAACGGUGGGACAUGCUUCAACGGGAAGUGCUUGUGUCCUGAGAGCUUCAGAGGAGAGAGAUGUGAGGUGCCAAUCGGUAGAUUCAGUCAAUGCCUGAUACCUUGUGCUAGCGGUGGUACCUGUGUCCUAGGCCAGUGUGUAUGCCCUGAAGGAUAUCAUGGUGAUUACUGUGAGAUGGGAGAGCCAGAGAUGAGCUGCCUACAGGACUGUUUGAAUGGAGGAAGCUGUGUUAAUGGACUGUGUGUCUGCCCCGAUGGAUAUGUUGGUUUCGCUUGUGAGAUACCAGUCUGUUUCCCAUCCUGCUUGAAUGAGGGUGUUUGCUACCAAGGACGUUGCGUAUGUCAGCAAGGAUUUGAAGGAAUAAGGUGUGAAUUUGAAACAUGCUUCACACCCUGCAGCAAUGGAGGCACUUGUGUGAACAGGAUCUGUGAAUGCGCUCAAGGCUUCGGCGGACCUUCUUGUGAAGUAUCAUUAAUCAUCAUCCCUGGUCAGACAGUCAUUGACAGGGACACUACUGUCUCCUUCACCUGUAUCUAUGAUGCUAAUCCAUCAGCUUCACCUAUCUGGUAUGGUCCUGAUGGGACCGUCGUACCUGUGGUGUCAGCAGUACGUGGUGACCUAGGAUCAGGUUACUCUGUGUUUGUGGAGGAACUCUUUAACCAAGGUGUGAGGCUUACUAUCCUGGACAUGGAGCCAAGCUACCAAGGAAUCUAUACUUGUGGGUUCGGAGGAAUCUUCAACCAAGUCAAUAUCACCCUUAACAUCACAAAUGGAGUGUCAACCAUUGCACCUCUGACAGGUGCCACCACGCCCCUCUUACUCAUCACAACAGCCCCACCUACAGUAUCCCCGCCCCCACCGACGCCCAAUCUGAGCUCCUGUACUCUGAUCCAGUCUGAUAUCUGCGGUAUUCUGCCGUAUCGAUACGCCUCGUUUCCUAACGCCUUUGCCCGGGAUGCAGAGAUAGCACAUCUUAUUACCUCCUCACUGACUCUGUAUUAUGAUGAAUGCUCAGCUAACGCGACCUUUGCCCUGUGCUACCUGUUCUACCAACCAUGCGACGCUGCCAACGUCAUGUGCUCAGAUGUAUGUGAGAUCGCUCAGAACCACUGUCAGCCGUUUGUCAGUCGAAUGUUGACGGUCUACGGCAUGGGAGUGACAAGGAACAUGUUGGAGCUCUGUGCUAGCUUGCCAGAGACAGACUGUAUAAGACCUGAGCCACGGCUCCCACCACCAAGCUCUGGAUGUCUGGGUGAGUGCCUGAAUGGUGGGCAGUGUCUGGAUGGCAACUGCUUGUGUCCUCCUGAGUUUACCGGAGAAUUAUGUGAAACAGAAAGUAAUGUGGACCCAGUGUUUGAGAUCAUCAUAACCCCCGACUACGAAGGCAUCGUCUAUGAUGGUGUGAAUAUAUCUAUCAUGUGUGAGGUUAUAGCUUCAAACCUACUCAACUAUCCUGUCUGGACUGGUCCUAAUGGACAGCAGGUCUUACCACAGCAACCCGGUGUCUCUGAUCGGAUCUAUGUUGAUCAGGUCUCAUCUAACACCAUGCGUCUUGUCAUCAAUAACGUCCAGGCCACCGAUGAAGGAAGCUACUUCUGUAAUGUCGGCUUGCAAUCAGCACCUUACACUCUGUACAUUACAGUACCUGAUUGUUUACUGGAACCCUGUCUUAAUGGAGGCCUCUGUGAGGGAGGACAGUGUCAGUGUCCUAUUGGAUUCAGGGGACCCAGAUGUGAAGAGCCAGUGGUAGUUGAAUACAACAUCACGAUCCUACCAAGACCUUCUGGUGAGAUACCCAUCGGCAGUGAUGUCAGCUUUCUCUGUCAGGUUCAAGGUGGCCAUACCACUCCCGUGUGGCUUCAUCCUGAGGGCUAUUCCAUCCAACAAAGAAAUGCCCUUUCGAGGACAUUCACUGAGGCAACGAGUGAUAACACGGUUUGUCUAGUGUUCACUGACAUCAGACCAGAGGAUUCCGGAGUCUAUCUCUGUCUCCUAGAUACCAGCUUCCAGGAGAUUAACAUCACCGUCGCAUCUGGUCCGAGGUUCAACGUGAUUAUCACUUCGAAUUUCACCACACCACCAAGCCCAGGAUCAGACCUUACAUUCAUCUGUGAAAUGUCUCAACCAGACACAUCCGCAUUCCCUAUCUGGUAUUACCCUGACGGCAGCCCAAUUCGAACUAGAACUGGAACAGGAACAAGUCGUGUCUACUCUGAGAACAUCUCUUUGUCUGCUACCAGAUUGAUCAUCUUAGAUGCCACCGAGGCGGAUGAAGGAAUAUACACCUGCAGAGCCAGACCUCUCUCUGCUACACUUGAGGUCACAUUAAUUGUUCCGAGCUGUGAUCCUGCUUGUUUGAAUGGAGGAAGCUGCAUUGGAGGCUCGUGUCUGUGUCCUUAUGGCUAUGAAGGGGAUAUCUGUGAAAUUAGCGUUAUCCAAGAGAUCUGCUUUCUUCCAUUCUGUCUUAAUGGUGGAACAUGUGACCAAGCUACAUGCUAUUGCUUACCAGGAUUCACCGGUAACCUGUGCGAAAGCAGGAUUGCUGCGGAGUACAAUGUAACAAUCACCACAGAUUUUGAGCGAAGGCCACUGGUAGGCGAUGAGAUCACCAUUAUGUGUAAAGUAUUGUCUGAUAGAUUAUCCUAUCCGCAACCAGCUUGGAUUGGACCUGAUGGAAACGUUGUUCCUUCACUAGCCACAGGUGCUUCUAGCCAUGUCUUCACGGAGUUCGUUGGACCGAGUACCACAGCUCUACACAUCAGAGGAAUUCAAGCCUCAGAUGAAGGGCUCUACACAUGUGAAGUAGACAUGACCAUACAGACUAUCACUAUCACCAUACAAUAUUAUGAAUGUAUACCGGCCUGUCUCAAUGGAGGAACUUGUGUGGAAGGUAUAUGUAUCUGUCCUGAUGAAUACAUUGGACCCAUCUGCUUGGACGAAGUCCCUCAGCCAUGCAACCUCCCCUGUCAGAAUAAUGGACAUUGCUAUGGUGGUCGUUGCCAUUGCGCAACAUAUUUCAUCGGAGAGUACUGCCAAACGAGAGUUGGGAAUAACUUUGAGAUCACUGUCAACACCGUGACCUUUGACCCUCCGAGCGUGGGUGACAACAUGAGGCUUUCAUGUACCUACAUUGGUGAAUCAGGAAACCAGCAACCGACCUGGGUCAAUCCCGGCGGAGAACUCAUCAGCAGGAUGGAUCAAGGUGGCAGCAGACAUCUGAGUGUUGAGGAGGAAUCCUCCAUGACCACUACACUGGUUAUCAAUAACAUCGUAGAGACAGAUUCCGGUAUCUACACCUGCACAGUGGGAGAGUAUGAUAAUGAGUUUGACAUCACAAUCCAGGAGGCUGAAUGUGUCCCAAGGUGUCAGAACAAUGGUCUCUGCAGCAUGGGAAUGUGCAUGUGCCCUGAGGGAUAUGGAGGAAUAGCUUGUGAAUUCCAGAUAACUGAGUGCGAUUUUCCCUGUGCUAAUGGAGGCACCUGUAGUAAUGCUCGAUGCAUCUGUCCAUCAGGAUUUGAAGGUUCAUUCUGCCAAAACAGAAGAUUUGUAGAUGAAAAUUUCCGGAUCAACAUCACUCCUCAUGUACCAAGGUUACCCCCUGUUGGUACAGAUCUACAGUUAGUGUGUGAAGUAGACAACCCUCAAGGUUUCCAGAGACCUGUGUGGGUCAAACCCAAUGGAGAGCGUGUUGUACAAGGUGAUGCAUCCCACAUCAAUGCUCGGGCGAUAUCACCCACGGCAACGCAACUCAACAUCCAUAUGGUGGAAAGAGGAGACUCUGGCAUCUAUACCUGUGUCAUUGGUUCCUACACCAACACCCUUACUGUGAUCUUCUACAAAAUGCCUUGUAUACCAGGAUGUCAAAAUGGAGGAACGUGUUCAGACGGCAGCAUCUGCUUGUGUGCCCCAGGAUAUACAGGCUACCAGUGUGAACACAGAGAGUGCAUGCCUGCUUGUAUUAACGGAGGAAGCUGUGUUAACGGAGAUUGCGAAUGCAGUCCAGACUAUGAAGGCCAGUUUUGUGAGAAUCUACGGAAGCCUGUGACGAUCAGAUUCACACCAAGCAUCAACGAUCUACCUUUAGUUGGUGAUGACCUGACGGUUGUUUGUGAGAUUAUCGGUAUGACCGACCUAGUUGAACCACGCUGGAUGGACCAACUUGGAAACCCGGUGCGCUUGUUUGGUAUAGCUCCUAACCAGCGUGUUGGAGUGCAGUACUCGUCCCGCACAGCCACCACCCUAGUACUGAACAACCUCCAGGCCAGAGAUGCCGGCAUCUACACAUGCACUCUAGGAACUCUCACCAGCUACUUCACCAUCACCGUUGCUUCACAAGCGGACUGUUCUGUGACCUGUCACAAUGGAGGAACCUGUGUGUCUAACCGAUGUAUCUGUCCAGAAUACUUCAAUGGUUUGCAGUGUGAACAGAGAGUUGGUCCCGACUAUGUCAUCACAGUAAGCCCACCCGUUGACCAAGCACCUAUCCUUGGCAAUGAUAUCAGCUACGUUUGUCAGAUAGCUACUAGCAGCAACUACCCCCGCCCUGCCUGGACUUCCCCAGGGGGUGUUGCCGUGUUACCCAUUGGGCAAGGUGGUUCUGAACAUCUGAAUGUCCAGUAUGUCUCUGAUCGUGAGUCAAGGCUUCUCAUCCAGGACCUCACUCCCAAUGAUAACGGGAUCUACACCUGCUACAUUGGAACUCUCACCAACUCAGUAGUCAUCUCUGUUGAAAUUCCUGAUUGCCCUGGACCCUGUCAGAAUGGAGGAACUUGUGCAGGUGGAACUUGUCUAUGCCCUAAUGGAUUCACAGGGGUACUAUGUGACAGACCAGCUUACACCAUUCAGAUACGACAGGUCGGCCAGGCAAACACAGUGAUCGGAGGCAGUAUCAGGAUGUCAUGUGAGAUAGAGGGCGCAAGACCAACGUACCUUCAACCCAGAUGGACUGGGCCAAACAACCAGCCAGUCACCACAGACCCCAACUCCCGGGUGUUCAGCAUUGCCACCUCUUCACUGGCCAACCAGCUAGUGAUCUCUAACCUCCAGUCCGCAGACCAGGGCACCUUUACCUGCACAGUCGGACCUGUCAUCGCUACCUUCUCUAUUGUUGUCGAAGAAGCCCGUUGUCCAAUACCGUGUCAGAAUGGAGGCUCUUGUGUCAGGGGAUCCUGUGUAUGUCCUAAUGGGUACAGUGGUAUCGCCUGCGGAACCAGAGAUCCUUCAGAUGUAAGGAUCAAGAUCACGCCAAACCGUCAGGGUGUCUCUCACAUCGGGCAGGAUCUUGAGAUCCUGUGUGAGAUUCUUGGUACCAGCAUCUAUCAGAACCCCAUGUGGAAGGGACCCUCCGGACAACUGGUUCCUGGAGCCACGGCAGAACGGAACAACCUGAGAGUCCAGGAAGUCUAUGAGACGCCAUCAGCCACCAGACUGUACAUCAGUGGUCUUAGCCCUGCUGAUAAGGGACAGUAUAUCUGUAUGGUGGGACCAGUUAUGGCUAGGUUUACUCUGAUGGUGACAGCUCCACAGUGCAACCCACAGUGUAUGAAUGGAGGAACUUGUAACAACGGACAGUGUAUUUGUCACCCUGGCUACACUGGUGCAAUAUGCCAAAAUCAAGGUGGCUUCUCUCUUAGUAUUCGUCAGGUUGGUAGCACGCCGCCUGUCCAGGGAGCCAACCUACGAUUCUCCUGCCAGUCCUCUGGGGCAGGCAGGCUUCAGAACCCUGUAUGGAGGGAUCCACGAGGGCAGAGAAUCACACACCAGCAAGGAGGGUCAGAUCGAGUUUAUGUCGAGAUGAUAUCACCAUCUACCACGACUCUGGUCAUAAACAGCAUCUCAGCGGCUGAUGCAGGCAGCUAUGCUUGCAUACUAGGAACAGUUACUACUACGCUGAACAUCCACAUCGAUGCUCGAGUGGCUCAAUGUAACCCACCCUGCCAGAAUGGAGCCACAUGCCGUGAGGGUACUUGUAUCUGCCACAGAGGAUACUCAGGACAAGCUUGUGAGAGGAUAGGUCAAGAAUGCAUCAGACCCUGUCAGAAUGGAGGAACCUGUCUGAAUGGAAUAUGUCAGUGUAUCCCAGGAUACUCUGGUAUUGACUGCAGGAAUGCAGAUAUCAGGAUCCUCCCUCCUCCAACUAGUACGCUGGUCGUCGGUCAGAAUACAACCUUUGUCUGUGAGAUAUCAGACCAACUCGGCUACUUUAAUCCAACUUGGCUGGGUCCAGGAGGUACUCCUGUCAACGUCAGGUCUGGUAAUGGAAGGUACGUGGUUGAGAGGGUGUCUGACUAUGUGUCUCGUCUCCAUGUGGUAAGGGUUCAGCAGGUGGAUACAGGGGUCUACGUCUGCACCGUGGGUAUGCUCCGAGCGUCCUUCACUCUCACCAUAGAGGCUCCUGAAUGUCCUCUGCCAUGCUUGAACGGAGGCACGUGUGUAGCAGGAGGAUGCCAAUGUCAUGCAGGUUACACCGGAAGACAAUGCCAGAAUAGUGGACCACCCUUCCAGGUGCGGAUCCACCCCCCUGAUACCAACCAGUACCUUGUAGGUCAGGAUAUCACGUUCCUAUGUGAGGUGCCCCAGGGUAGCCCCUAUGGUAGGCCGCAAUGGAGAGGACCUGAUGGUGUACCCAUCGUAGCCAUCACACAGGGAGCUCCUAAUCAUCUGAGCUCCCAGGAAGUUGGAUCCUACCUGACCCGCCUUGUUAUCAGAAGCCUUCGUCUAGAUGAUGCAGGCUCAUACACGUGUUAUGUCGGACCUCAUUCUACAACUUUCACCAUCACCCUGGAGAGUACUGGAGGUCGACCCUGCACGGCUCCUUGCUUGAAUGGAGGGACCUGUAUGGAUGGUAACUGUAUUUGUCCUCAAGAGUUUACUGGACCAUCAUGCGAGAGACAAGUCACACCAUAUGCAAUCCGCAUCAUCCCGCCCACCGACACAACGCCCUCUGUUGGUCAAACCAUCAGUUUUCUUUGUGAACUUAGACAGGAUGGCCAGUACACAAGUCCCAUCUGGAGGCUACCUAGUGGUCUACCAGUCAGUCCAAGGGGAUUCAUUGGUAGUCAGCGGAUGUACACCCAGAGCUCCUCUCCCUACUCCACUACUUUGGUGAUCGAAGACAUCCAAGGGAGUGAUUCAGGGACAUACUCCUGCGCGGCUGGCCCUCUUACCACCUCAUUCACAAUCAGCAUUGCAGUUGAGCCAACAUGUUCCAGACCCUGUCAGAAUGGAGGAACCUGUGUGAAUGGAGCAUGUGUGUGCUUCCCUGACUAUACUGGAGAUCAAUGCCAACUAAGAACUGCACCUCUACCUGGUUCAUACCGCAUCACCAUCACCCCGUCCAUUCAGCAGAUUCCUCGCCUAGGUUCAAGCUUCAAUCUGGUCUGUCAGGUGUCUAGCAAUAGCCCCUUUUUGGACCCUGAGUGGCGAGGAGCUAAUGGCCAGCUCAUUCCAUCUGCAUCACUAGGUGCAGUAGGACGAUUGUACACGGUAAAGACAAGCGACAGUUCCUCCAUCCUCUAUAUCAACAGCGUGAUGGCCGCAGAUGCGGGAAGCUACUCCUGCAGUACAGGGCCACUCACUGCUACGGCUAACAUCACAAUUAGUGGUGGGGGCGGUACAGCCAUAGAGGAACGUUGCUUCCCCCCAUGCCGAAAUGGAGCAACCUGCUCUCAUGGUAGAUGUGUAUGUUUGCCUGGUUACAGCGGACAAGCUUGUGAACAAAGAGAAGCUAUCCAUGUCCUGCCGGACAUUCCGACCCCUGAGAGCGAGCCCAGGAUUGGAGAUCCUCUCAGACUCCUGUGUCAGGCACCUAUUGGGAGUACGUACGGUAACCCAACGUGGCUGGACUCUAACCUCCAAGCAGUACCAGGAAGAGUCAUAGGUAACGAGCGAGUGUAUGUGGACUAUCCAGCGCCAGGAGCAACCCGACUCAACUUUGAGGCUCUGAGUCUCCAGGAUGCAGGCAGCUACACUUGUCAAACAGGACCUCUCACGUCCAUCUAUGAAAUUGACAUUCAAGGUAAUGAUUGCGGAGGACUCUGUCUUAAUGGAGGAACCUGUAACUCUGGGAGAUGUCUCUGCCCUAAUGGAUAUAGAGGACCACAGUGCACAGUACAUGAUAUCAACGCCUAUGUGAUACGGGUCAUACCAGUGGACCAUACCAUUCCCGUUGUAGGGGAGCAGCUGAGAGUUGUUUGUGAGGUGUCCCCUGACAGCCCCUAUGGUGCUCCAAAAUGGAUCGAUCCGCAGGGUGAAGAGGUCAUGAGUUUCGCUCCAGGUCCAUUAGGCAAUGUGUACACAGAAACACCCACUUCACUUUCAAGAGAAAUGGUAUUCACCAGUCUAACCGAGUCAGAUGGAGGCGUCUAUUCAUGUGUAGCUGGCCCAUUGAUGUUCAACCAUACGGUCGUUGUACAUGGUCCAGGUAUGAUUGACAUUGAGCAACCUGAGAGCCCUGUGUACAACAUCGGUACCAAUGUGUCUUUCGACUGUCAGAUCGCUGAGAACAGUCUGUACAGGAAUCCUAUGUGGAUAAAUCCAAGAGGUGAUGCAGUCCAGCCGCUGGAUCAAGGCGGUGAUGCCCAUCUUCACACUGUACAGUCUUCGGAGUCGUCAUCAAUACUCAAUCUUGUUGGUGUGUCUCCGGUCGAUGCAGGAACAUACAAGUGUGUUGUUGGGGACUUCCAAUCGACCGUCAAUGUCAUUGUCAACAUUGAGGAGUGUGAACCUCCAUGUCUUAACGGUGGAGAAUGCAUCGCCCAAGAAUGUCUUUGCCCAUACCCUUUCACUGGACCAAUGUGCGGACAGCUGGCCUCCAUGAGGAGAUGCUUGAGACCAUGCCUGAAUGGAGCCGAGUGUGUAGAUGGUGUGUGUAACUGCCUCUAUGGAUUCACUGGUCCACAAUGUAACAUGAUAGAUGAAGGUAUUGUACGUGUAAGGAUCCCUGAUCAGGAUAAUCCAAUCCUGGGUGCCGAUGUGAGCUACAUCUGUGAGGUACCUCAAGAUAAUCCUUAUGGAUCACCGAUGUGGAUUAACCCAGAGGGAGAGAUAAUCGGAACCAUGGGAUUAGGAGGUGAUUCCCACAUGAAGACGGAGCAGAUAUCUCCUUAUGCGACUCGCCUCUUCAUUAUGGACAUCCAGCUGGAGGACGAAGGGCGGUACAUCUGUGCUGUCGGACCCCUAAGAAGACUCUUCGACAUCAUGGUGGAUGAGGUGGCAUGUAUCCCUCAGUGUCUGAAUGGAGGAACCUGUCUUAUGGGCAAGUGCUAUUGCCCUGAUAGCUUUACUGGACCAGCUUGUCUGCAGAGAAUCAUCAUUUGUGAUCCGCCAUGUUUGAAUGGUGGGAUGUGUCUAUCUGGAACCUGUAGCUGCACUGAAGGAUAUGGUGGAGAGGCUUGUGAAAUGCCAGGUGUGGAUCUUACCAUUGAUGGACCAGAGAGUGUCAUUCUAAUGGCUGGUAAUGAUCUUCGUCUGAUUUGUCGUGUCAGUGAUGAUACCUACGGCAGUCCUAUGUGGUUGGAUGCGCAGGGAGACAAAGUUUCUGAAGGUACACUGGAUGAGGCCAUUGGCACAUAUCAUCACACCCAUUUGAUGACUGAACUCAUUAUGUACAACGCACAAGCCUUUGACUCAGGAGAAUACACGUGUGCAGUGGGUCCAUUCCAAGAAACUACCAUGGUACUGGUAGCCGGAGAAGAACCAGACUGUCUUCCUGUGUGUCGGAACGGUGGGGAUUGUGUGAACGGGGUCUGUCAGUGCACAUCAGACUGGCUUGGCACAGAAUGCAAAGUACCUGCUAAUGGCUACAUCUCGAUCACCCUUGACCCCGAGCUUCAGUCGAUACCUGGGUCAGAGGUCAGAUACUUGUGCGAGGUCCAGGAGGGAGAUCAUUUUGUGCAGCGUCCUCAAUGGUUCCGCAAUGGACAACUCAUCCCUGCUCAAUUUGGGAAUGUGAGCAAUGUCUUUGUGAAUGUUUUGAACAACAUGAGUUCAGAGCUUGUGAUUAGAAACCUGAGAGAGACUGAUCUUGGCGUUUACUACUGCACUGGAGGGUCGGACGUGAAGUACAUCAAUGUUAACUAUGCUGAGAUAGAAUGCAACCCACCCUGUGUAAAUGGAGGAACCUGUAAUGAUGGAGAAUGCCAAUGCCCUGAAGGUUUCAAUGGACCUUCAUGCUCCAGACAAGCUGAAGACUUCAUUGUGAUCAGUGUACCUCAAGGUCAAAGGUCAGAGGUCGGAGGUAAUGCAACAUUCUUGUGUGAGGUUCCUGAAAGCAGCUCCUAUGACCCACCCCAAUGGCUGGAAUCAAGCGGUCAGCCAGUCUUGCCCUAUGGACAAGGAAACAAUAGCAGAGUCUUUACCAAGGAGAUCUCAUCCUAUGCCACUCAACUUAACUUUGAGUUUGCUGAAUCUGAGGAUUCUGGCGAGUAUGCUUGCAGUGUAGGGCCAUUCACAUAUGGUCACAACGUCACAUUUGAAGAUCCUGAUUGCAACCCGGAAUGUUUACAUGGAGAAUGCAUUGAUGGGAGAUGUGAAUGCCCUGUAGGGUUAGUUGGUAUGCAGUGCAAUAUUCCUGAUAAUACUUUCAUCUUGGUGAGUGAGCCUACUGGUCAGGUACCAGUGGUUGGUCAGAACCAAUCAUAUCUGUGUGAGGUGGCACGUGACAAUCCUUACGGCAAACCGGUCUGGAGGAACAGAGAGGGCGACGUCAUCAAUCCUAUCGGAGAAGGUGGAAUUGACCACAUGUACACCGAGAACCUGUCUCCAUUUGCAACUCGCCUUUUCAUCAACGAUCUCCGCCUGAUUGAUGCUGGGAUGUAUGUCUGCACUGUAGGACCAGUAGACCAACGAUUCACUAUCCUUGUCAAUCCCUUGUCAUGUGAGCAUCCUUGUCUGUAUGGAGGACGUUGUGUGGAGGGGGCUUGUGAAUGCUUACCAGGCUUCUUAGGAGAACGGUGUGAGACACCAAAUUUUGUGAUAUCGAUUGACCAGACUCGUCCAGCCUUGCCCCAGACUGGUGACAGUGUAAGCUUUGUAUGUGAAGUGGACCACACAGCACCCUACCAGAACCCAGUCUGGUAUGACCCACAGGGCAACAUCAUAGACCCAAGUGGAGAUUCUCACUACACGAUUGUAGCUCUGGACCGUAAGGCUACUCGUCUGGUUAUCAAUGAACUACUACCUACAGACUCUGGGCCAUACGUCUGCAAUGUGGGACCAGUCACUACAGAAUUCUCUGUUCAAGUUCAGCCUGCGCACUGCAGUCAACCUUGUAUUAAUGAAGGGACCUGUGUGAGGGGUGCGUGUGAAUGCCCAGACGAAUUCCAUGGAAGCUUCUGUCAAAUUGGAGUAAAGAGACCCUUCUCCAUUGAGAUCCAAGGACCUCCUAGAGAGAAACCAGAGAUUGGUGAUGAUCUGACCUUGAUCUGUCGAGUGUCUCAGGAAGGACAGGGAAUACCAACAUGGCUGGGACCUGACAACCAACCCAUUGCCGGAAUACAGACUGGUCAGCGAAUCUUCUCUGAUGUCCAAUCUAACACCGAGACAGCCUUGACCAUUGUAUCGGCAGAGUCUGGAGAUGCUGGACGUUACAGCUGCGUGGUGGGCAUGAACAGAGCUGAUUAUCUACUCUCCGUAUCAGGACCUGAAUGUCUUGUUCCUUGUUCUAAUGGAGGAACAUGCGUGGAGGGGAGUUGCAGAUGUGCAGAUGGUUUCGAUGGUGGUUUCUGCCAAAAUAUCAAUGGUGAUGACUACCAGCUUCGAAUCCGAGUCCAGCGUAACCCACAGUUUCUGGUGGGAAUUAACACCAAGGUCCUGUGUGAGAUCCGAGGCAACACCAACGAGAUCAAUCCCCAGUGGUUCGGUCCUGAUGGAGAACUCAUCAGGGGUACUGGAAAAGGAGGGAACAAACACAUCAAUACCCGUACCGCCAGGAAGUCCAACCGUCUCAGCAUUAAUGAACUGCAGGUAGAAGACGCGGGAGAGUACACCUGUAGGGUUGGACCCAUAGAAUCUGCUUUUGUCAUCAUUCCAAGGAGUGGAGAGUGUGAGGAUAUCUGCACUAAUGGAGGAACAUGUGCUAACGGAGCCUGUCUAUGCCCCAUAGGAUUUGCAGGGAUGUCUUGUGAAAUACCAGUUGGUCCAGAAGGAAUCAGUGUGAACAUCACCAUCACCUCCUCCCUAAAUCGUGAUCCUGAUCUUGGUGAAGGGAUCACCUUCUUGUGCCAGGUCAGCCCUAAUCCUCUCUACACCAACCCCAGGUGGCAUGGACCUAACGAUGAGGUGUUCCCUGUCGUCAACACUUUAGAUCCAUUGCGGCCACCCAUCCAUGCUGUACAGCUGACACCUUUGAUGACGCAGUUGACCCUCACCAGUGUGUCUGAAGAGAAUGCUGGAAUGUACGCCUGCACCGCUGGACCGCUGACUAGCCUGUAUCCUCUCAACAUACCCCCAUCAACAUGUGAGCAACCGUGUCAGAACAGAGGAAACUGUGUGAGAAGUCAAUGUGUGUGCAAGCAAGGAUUUGAGGGAGAAUUCUGUGAAAUAGAAGUGGAAGUUUUCUACAACGUCACAAUAACGCCUGGCCAGGAUCUGACGCCCUCUAUUGGCGACAGUGUAAGUUUCCUGUGCGAAAGUGAAGGCCUGGAUGCUCCUCUCCCCAUCUGGUACGACCAGAAUGGUAAUCGCAUCUCACCAAGCAGGGCAGACAAUGAGUUUCAAAACUCCUUCAGCUCAUCAGAUGAAGCGUUAACGGAAACGGUCUCGUCGUCAGACGUAGAUUUGGCUGGUCAGUUAGUGCAGGUCGUCUCACCUACCCAAUCGAGACUGGUGCUCAAUGACAUCUCAGAAUCAGACUCGGGUAUCUACACAUGCGCUGCUGAACCGAAAAGGGAUACCAUUGUUGUCAACAUCUUCAUUCCUCGUUGCCUGCCAGAGUGUCAGAAUGGAGGCUCUUGCGAGGAGGGAAUCUGUGUAUGCACCGAGGGUUUCACUGGAUCUCACUGCCAUUACUCAUAUGAGAGGGACUUCAGUGUGGAGUUUGACCCCAUUCAGGAGGAUCUCCCCACAGCAGGACAGAGCUACAGUGUGGCCUGUGAGCUAAAUGGACCAGUGGAGAUCAGCAGACCGAUGUGGAUUGGACCUCUGGGUCAAGAGAUAGCUCCAGUAGGACAUGGUGGAUCAGACAAUGUGCAUGUGGAGUUCCAAGGAGUGAAUGUCACCACUCUUCAUCUAGACAGUAUCACCAGUGAACAAGGUGGACUUUACAUCUGUACUGCAGGCCCUGUUGCUGGAGUUUUCAACCUGUCUCUUGCUUUACACUGCGCACCCCCAUGUAUGAAUGGAGGUGUCUGCCAGGGGGGUCGUUGCGAAUGCCCCGAGUCUCAUACAGGGGAGACAUGCAGUCAACCAGUACCUGGAUGUCAUAGUAAGCAGGCCUGCUACAAUGGAGGGACUUGCCUGGAACACAGGUGCUUCUGUAAACCAGACUUCACGGGAGAACUCUGUCAAUUCACUGUGAGUAUCGAUGCCAACCUGCGUAUUGAGCUUGAUCCAGACAAUGAUUACACCGAGGGAGGGAACGUGAGCUUCCUCUGUAUCACUAAUGGAUUGGAUGCUCCUCUCAAUCCAAGAUGGCGGAAAGGAGACUACCAGUAUAUCCAGUCGUCGGUCUUUGGAGAAGGAAGUCACAUUGUCACAUCCCGUAAGUCUGGUUUCAUCACCCAACUGAGGAUCAUGAACGUCAGUGUUCAGGACAGUGCUACAUACACCUGUAACGCAGGACCGUUGCAGCAGUCUAUCUCGCUCACCAUCUACAAUAACACCUAUCCUUGCAUCCCUCGUUGUGUCAACGGAGGGCACUGUAUAGAAGGUAUCUGUAUAUGUCUGGAAGGCUACACCGGAGAAGCCUGUGAUGAGCUGGUUCCAGAAUGUCAACCCUUAUGUGAGAACGGUGGGGAGUGUGUAGAAGGGGAAUGCAGAUGUCCUAGAGGCUUCAAUGGAACAGCCUGCCGACACCAGAUCGUGGAGCCCAUCUCCAUUGCCAUUCACCCUGAGGAGGGUCAAGUCUUCUAUACCGGAGAGAACAUUGCCUUCCUAUGCCUCACCCAAGGAACCUUCGCCCCAGAGAAUCCCCAAUGGAGAGACCCCAGUGGAAGGGUGGCUGGCAUCAGGCAAACAAGUGUGGACCGUAUAUUCACCUUUGCUGUCAACUCCACUGCCACCAGGCUUUACAUCAGACCCCUAGCUGAGGGAGAUGCUGGCUACUUCACUUGUGCAACUGGCCCUCUGAACAGCACUAUAUUCAUCAGUAUUGAAGAACGCCCUUGUCCUCUGAACUGUGCUAACGGAGGAACAUGUAGAGAUGGCAUCUGCUCCUGCCCUGAAGGCUACCAAGGAUCUUUCUGCCAGAUCGGAAUUGGGUUCCAGUCAUCUAUUGUCAUCAUCCCGAGUAUAGAAAAGAGUCCGAUGGUUGGUAAUCAUAUUGAGUUCUUGUGUAGGACCAGCGGAACCAUGAACAGUUUUUGCUAA
This is a messenger RNA of Strongylocentrotus purpuratus (purple sea urchin), 20317 nucleotides long. RefSeq lists its product as uncharacterized. Bases 284 to 20317 code for a protein of 6677 amino acids. Gene Ontology annotation, molecular function: signaling receptor binding; calcium ion binding. Lineage: Eukaryota; Metazoa; Echinodermata; Echinoidea; Camarodonta; Strongylocentrotidae. The record is from RefSeq and is a predicted model, not a curated record. Gene Ontology annotation, biological process: anatomical structure development. Gene Ontology annotation, cellular component: cell surface; extracellular region. The transcript has 154 exons.